AUGAACAAGAAAUUGAGAUAUUCCAUUGCAGUUGCAAAUGCAGCUGGUAAAUCUGGAACUUCAUGUUUUCAUUCUAAUCAUGUCCUAGUCUUUCUACUUACAAAAUUAAGUUUCUUUUUUGUUUUGCAUAUCGAGCGUUAUCGUAGGAAGACAGCACAUCAUCUAAGGAAUCUUGAGGAGUGUUCGAGCAACAUCACAUAG
This is a messenger RNA of Clunio marinus, 201 nucleotides long. The record is from the annotation of a GenBank genome assembly. Lineage: Eukaryota; Metazoa; Arthropoda; Insecta; Diptera; Chironomidae.